AUGACCCGCCAGAGCCUCUGGGACGUGUCGGAGGCCGACGUCGAGGAUGGAGAGAUCCGCAUCAAUGUGGGCGGCUUCAAGAGACGGCUGCGUUCCCACACGCUGCUGCGCUUCCCCGAGACACGCCUGGGCCGUCUGCUCCUCUGUCACUCACGAGAGGCCAUUCUGGAGCUCUGUGAUGACUAUGACGACGUCCAGCAUGAGUUCUACUUCGACCGGAACCCUGAGCUCUUCCCCUACGUGUUGCAUUUCUAUCACACCGGCAAGCUUCACGUCAUGGCCGAGCUGUGCGUCUUCUCCUUCAGCCAGGAGAUCGAGUACUGGGGUAUUAAUGAGUUCUUCAUCGACUCUUGCUGCAGCUAUAGCUAUCAUGGCCGCAAAGUGGAACCUGAGCAGGAGAAAUGGGAUGACCAGAGCGACCAGGAAAGCACCACUUCCUCCUUCGACGAGAUCUUGGCCUUUUAUAAUGACGCUUCCAAGUUCGACGGGCAGCCCCUGGGCAACUUCCGCAGGCAGCUGUGGCUGGCGUUGGACAACCCGGGCUACUCAGUCCUAAGCAGGGUCUUCAGUGUCCUCUCCAUCUUGGUGGUGUUGGGCUCCAUCAUCACCAUGUGCCUCAAUAGCCUGCCAGACUUCCAAAUCCCGGAUAGCCAGGGCAACCCUGGUGAAGACCCCAGGUUCGAAAUCGUGGAGCACUUUGGCAUCGCCUGGUUCACAUUUGAGCUGGUGGCCAGGUUUGCUGUGGCCCCUGACUUUCUCAAGUUCUUCAGGAAUGCUCUAAACCUUAUUGAUCUCAUGUCCAUUGUCCCGUUUUACAUAACUCUCGUGGUGAACCUGGUGGUGGAGAGUUCUCCUACCUUGGCUAACUUGGGCAGGGUGGCUCAAGUCCUGAGGCUGAUGAGGAUCUUCCGAAUUCUCAAGCUGGCCCGACACUCCACAGGCCUCCGCUCCCUGGGCGCCACCCUGAAGUACAGCUACAAGGAAGUGGGCUUGCUCUUGCUCUACCUCUCGGUGGGGAUUUCCAUCUUCUCUGUGGUGGCCUACACCAUUGAGAAGGAGGAGAAUGAGGGCCUGGCCACCAUCCCUGCCUGCUGGUGGUGGGCUACUGUCAGUAUGACCACCGUCGGGUAUGGAGAUGUGGUCCCAGGGACGACAGCCGGGAAGCUGACCGCCUCGGCCUGCAUCUUGGCAGGCAUCCUGGUGGUGGUGUUGCCCAUCACGUUGAUCUUCAAUAAGUUCUCGCACUUUUAUCGGCGCCAAAAGCAGCUUGAGAGUGCUAUGCGCAGCUGUGACUUUGGCGAUGGAAUGAAGGAGGUCCCUUCGGUCAAUUUAAGGGACUACUAUGCUCAUAAGGUUAAGUCCCUCAUGGCAAGCCUGACAAACAUGAGCAGGAGUUCACCCAGCGAACUGAGUUUAGAUGAUUCUCUACAUUAG
Messenger RNA from Apodemus sylvaticus (European woodmouse), 1434 nucleotides. RefSeq names its product potassium voltage-gated channel modifier subfamily S member 2 (gene Kcns2). Gene Ontology annotation, biological process: protein homooligomerization; regulation of delayed rectifier potassium channel activity; potassium ion transmembrane transport. The coding region runs from base 1 to 1434 and encodes 477 amino acids. Gene Ontology annotation, cellular component: membrane; voltage-gated potassium channel complex. NCBI's taxonomy places the organism in Eukaryota, Metazoa, Chordata, Mammalia, Rodentia, Muridae. Gene Ontology annotation, molecular function: voltage-gated potassium channel activity; protein binding. The record is from RefSeq and is a predicted model, not a curated record. The transcript has a single exon.